AGCCCCACGCGUGGCCGCCCGGAGGUAAGAGCGGCCCUCCUCGCCUCUCCCGUGUCCUCACCCCGAGAUGGGCUCGCCCACUUUGCCUCCCCCUCCCCGCCGCUGAGUGGUACGGCUCAGGGCGGCGGGGGCCGGGGGCCUGUGGUCUCUGGUCUGUGGUUGGGUGUUCUCCACGCAGUCAGCUCGCCCGUGGGGCUUCAGGGGCUUCCAGAGGCGUUUGGAAACGGGGAAGUGGACAAGGAAUUACUGAAGGGAGUCCAGCGGAGGGUUGCAAAGAUGGUGAGGGGUCUGGAGCAUCUUAUGAGGAGAGACCGAGAGAGCUGGGGCUGUUCAGCCUGGAGAAGCUGAGAGGGGAUCUCAUCGAUGUUGAUAAAUAUCUCAAGGGUGGGUGUCAGGGGAAUGGACCAGACUCUUCAGUGGUGCACAAUGACAGGAUGAGGGGCAACGGGCACAGACUGAAACACAGGAGGUUCCAUCUGAAUAUGAGGAGAAACUUCUUCACUUUGAGGUGCCAGAGCCCUGGAACAGGCUGCCCAGAGAGGCUGUGGAGUCUCCUUCUCUGGAGACAUUCAAACCCACCUGGACACAUUCCUGUGUGAUCUGCUCUGGUGAAGCAGCUUUAGCAGAUGGAAAUGUCAGAAGAUGAUAUUAAUAUGGAAGAAUACCCCACUGAAAUUCAUGAUUACCUUGCAGCAUUUGAAAAAUCUCUUGGUUCUGUAGAUGAGAUGCUGAAGACAAUGAUGUCAGUUUCCAGGAGUGAGCUUCUCCAAAAGUUAGACCCUCUUGAGCAAGCAAAGCUGGAUUUGGUUUCGGUAUACACAUUAAAUUCAAUGUUCUGGGUAUACUUGGCUACUCAGGGAAUCAAUCCAAAGGAACAUCCAGUGAAACAAGAACUGGAGAGAAUAAGAACAUACAUGAACAAAGUCAAAGAAAUAGCAGACAAGAAAAAGGCAUCCAAACUCAAUAAAGGAGCUGCUUCUAGAUUUGUAAGAAAUGCACUCUGGGAACCAAACACUGAAAAUGAACAUUCCUCCAAAACUCCUGCUAAAGGGAAAAAGAGAAAGACGGACUAAACUUCUGUUUCCAUUUGUAUAAAUUACAGAAACCUAGAACUUAUUUUGAAAUGUGUUUUGCAUACUUUAUUCAUCUUACAGAGGUGCUGUAUAGACGUAUCUUGAUUAAGUUAUACUUAAGAAUUUUACAGGAUUGUAUUUUGUCCAGAACACUUAUCACUGAGGUGCUCGCAUUAGAUGUUUGUCUGAGGGUGCCAUUUGAUUUGAAAGAAGUAACAUUUCAUUGUUCAAAUGACAGUGACCUGACAUACGCUUGUUAGUGAUACUAGUGACGUUUUGCUUAUAAUGCCUAAGAGUUCAAUUUUUUUACUGUGGAAUGCUUGCACUUUUUUUUAAUAUGUCCUUAGUCUCCUGAAUAUUAAAAAGUCUCAAACAA
Columba livia (rock pigeon) is the source of this 1449-nucleotide messenger RNA. RefSeq names its product C1D nuclear receptor corepressor (gene C1D). Gene Ontology annotation, molecular function: RNA binding; DNA binding. NCBI's taxonomy places the organism in Eukaryota, Metazoa, Chordata, Aves, Columbiformes, Columbidae. Gene Ontology annotation, biological process: regulation of gene expression; maturation of 5.8S rRNA. Gene Ontology annotation, cellular component: nucleolus; exosome (RNase complex). The transcript has 5 exons. The coding region runs from base 627 to 1073 and encodes 148 amino acids. The record is from RefSeq and is a predicted model, not a curated record.